Condylostylus longicornis is the source of this 4045-nucleotide messenger RNA. RefSeq lists its product as uncharacterized. The transcript has 3 exons. Gene Ontology annotation, biological process: proteolysis. The record is from RefSeq and is a predicted model, not a curated record. Gene Ontology annotation, molecular function: aspartic-type endopeptidase activity. The annotation marks the transcript as partial. NCBI's taxonomy places the organism in Eukaryota, Metazoa, Arthropoda, Insecta, Diptera, Dolichopodidae.
AUGGAACAAAUAAUGGAAGAGCUCAGAAAAUUAAAUGGAGCCAUCAAUGCUCAAAUUGAACAAAGCAAACGGUUUGAAAUUCGCCUAGCAAAACUAGAGGCUCAGUUCAAUACACCACAACCGCAGGUAACAAAUUUGGCAGCACCGAAAAGUGAAGACGACCUGAAACAAAUAUCGAGACUUCCGGACUGUGUCAAAGAUUUACAAACCUUUGAUGGCGAUGCAGUGCAGUAUGUAUCAUGGGUGCACAGCGUAGAAUCAAUUCUACGAGAUUACGAAGUUGUCAGAAACAAACCCAUAUACAGAGCAAUAUUACAAGCUAUUAGAGGAAAAAUUAGAGGUAGAGCAGAUGCAGCUCUAAUAUCGUACAACCUGUUCGACGAAGAAUGGGCCGCAAUCAAGCAGUGUUUGUCCCUGCAUUAUGCCGACAAACGGGACAUACGCACAUUGGAGCACCAAAUGAGCACACUGACGCAGGGAAGAUCAACCAUAGAUGAAUUCUACGCCAGAGUCAACCAUCAAUUCUCCCUCAUAAUCAAUAAGAUCAAGACCGAGAAUUAUACAAAAGAAACUAUAGACGUAUUGAUAGAAUCACAAAGAAACAGAGCACUGGACGUAUUUAUCCGAGGGCUCAAUGGGGAAUUGUCCAGGUACUUGAUGCUUCAGAAACCGUCAACUCUGCCAGAAGCAUAUUCAACGUGUCUAGAGCUCCAGAACUAUAGUUGCCGAAACUUCGCUAUACACAACAGGAAUGAUAACAACAGAAUCACUGUACCAUUCAACAAAAUGUCCAUGAAACGACAACAACCAAGUGCUGGGAACCCAAGGUCGUAUCAACCAGAACAGCCAUUAACAGUGGAACAACGGAACUUGGCUUACAACAUUCAACAUCAGAGAGAAUCGCAACCUCCACCUAGACCGCCAAAACCGUUAGAGAAGAUGGACGUUGACCGAUCCAUACAAACACGUCAGGUUAAUUAUAUGAACCGGCCAGACAACUACAGGGGAAUAUACAAGAGGCCACCAUCAGUAGGCAACAUGCCUAGCAAUAAGCACCAAAGGCUAUUCAAUAUGGAAACACUUGAAGACGACGUAGAUGACCACCCAGAAGAAUGCAGCGAAUAUGACGAAGAACCAGCAUAUGCAGAUGAUGAGGUUCAAGAACUCCUAAAAUUUCUAGUCGACACAGGAGCUAAUAAAAAUUUUGUAAGAGAAGAGAUCGCGACAAAUGCCAAACCAACAACAAAACCAUUCAAGAUACGUUCAGCUGGAGGAGAUAUAACAAUCACCAAGAAGAUCGGAGGAAGAUUUUUUCAGAGUCUGGGAAACAACACCUUCAUUGAAUUUUUCGUUUUGCCAGGAUUGAAGACCUUUGAUGGUAUAAUUGGAGACGACACGCUUAAGAAGCUCGAAGCCAUUAUAGACAGAAAGAACAACACCUUAAGGAUCAAGCCAGAUAUAAAAAUUCCGUUAAAGGCAAAGGCAUCAGCUCAAGUCAACACCAUCGAAAUCAAGGCAGACCAUUUACCGAAGGCAAUCCAAGAAAAAAUUAUGGGAAUAAUAAGGAAAUACGAGAAAAUAUUUGGCCCAAUAAACGACAGGGAAAUAAUAGACACACAAGUGAAAGCAGAAAUUAAAACUACUACUGAUGAUCCCAUAUACACCAAGUCAUAUCCAUACCCAGCCAAUAUGAGGAAGGAAGUAGAGGAACAAAUCAAAAAGCUGCUAGAGGAUGGAAUUAUCCGCCCUUCGAAAAGCCCUUACAACUCACCGAUCUGGGUAGUAGCCAAGAAACCCGACUCAUCAGGUGUGAAGAAGUAUAGAAUGGUUAUCGACUUUAAACGACUUAACGCAGUAACGGUACCAGACACAUACCCUAUACCGGAUAUUACAAGCACACUAGCAAGCCUAGGCCAGGCCAAAUUCUUUACAACAUUAGAUCUGACAUCCGGAUUCCACCAAAUCAUGAUGCACAAAAAGGACAUUCCCAAGACGGCUUUUUCAACAAUGAAUGGAAAGUACGAAUUCCUAAGACUACCAUUCGGGCUGAGGAAUGCGCCUUCAAUAUUCCAACGCAUGAUAGAUGAUGUUCUAAAGGAUCAGAUAGGCAAAAGCUGCUACGUAUACAUCGACGACGUUAUCAUAUAUGGAAAAACGGAGGAGGAACAUUUAAGGAACAUUGAAACGAUUUUUAGCAUAUUGGAAAAAGCUAACCUGAAGGUCAACCUGGAAAAAACAAAAUUCUUCAACACCGAGACAGAAUUUCUUGGAUAUAUAGUCACAAGCGAAGGAAUCAAACCCGAUCCCAGAAAAGUGGCGGCCAUUCAGAACAUCAUGCCACCGACAAAUUUGAAGGACCUAAAAUCAUUCUUGGGACUCACAUCAUAUUAUCGCAGAUUUAUUCAAGAUUUUGCAAAAGUGGCGAAACCACUAACGAGCUUAACAAGAGGCGAAAACGCACAAAUAAAGGCCAAUCAAUCUAAGAAAGUUGGAAUCAAAUUGAAUGCAGAAGAGUUAAAGGCAUUUAACAGGCUGAAAGAAUUACUUAUAUCUUCAGAAGUCCUAAUAUUUCCAAAUUUCGAGAAGCCGUUCAUCCUAACAACCGAUGCUUCCGACACAGCUAUUGGAGCGGUGUUAUCACAAGGUGAGAUUGGAAAAGAUAAGCCAAUUACGUACAUUUCCAGAUCGCUCAAUACCACGGAAGAAAACUACGCCACAAAUGAAAAGGAAAUGUUGGCGAUAGUAUGGGCAUUAGACAACUUGCGAAAUUAUUUGUAUGGGGCUAACAAAAUCAAGAUACUUACAGAUCACCAACCACUCACUUUCACCUUGAGUAAUAGGAAUCAUAAUGCAAAGCUCAAAAGAUGGAAAUCAAAAAUUGAGGAAUAUAACUACGAGCUGAUAUAUAAGCCUGGGAGAACAAAUGUUGUCGCGGAUGCACUAUCCAGGCUGCCAACCGAAGUAAACAGCUUAUCAACAAGCUCGACCGAAACGGCAAGCAGUUCAGAUGAGGACAGCGUAACGGAAACAGCACAUAGUGGCGAGGAGGACAGUUCUGAUCUCAUACCCCACUGCGAGACGCCGAUAAAUGUCUUCCAGAAUCAAAUCAUUAUAAGACAAGGAAAAUACAUAGAAGCACACGAAGAACCACAUCCAAGACUAGCAGUCACUAGAAUUACAGCAUUUCCGAAAAUCUUCGAAUUCAAAGGCGCAAUAGCAACCAUUAAACAAGGACAAGGUCAAAUCUUGGAAGGAAAUUUCAAUUUGGUGCACAUCAUUGAUUUAAAGAGCUAUGACGAGGUUAUACAACAAAUCAUUCCUUUGGUUGAUGGAAUCAACUCGACCAGCAUAAUGAAACCACAGUUAGAACACCAACUGGCUCAAAUAAUGGAAUUUCUGACUAAAUUGAGAAGCAGCAAAUCAAGAGUUCAACGGUCAAUAAAUUGGAUUGGUACAGCAUGGAAAUGGCUGGCAGGAACACCAGACGCCACAGACUGGGACAACAUCGUUACAAGCCAAGACAAGCUGAUACAAAAUAAUAAUCAACAGUACAAAAUAAAUCGUGAAGUUAUGAGGAUAACAAACCAAGUAGUAGAAAGAUUUAACCACAUUUUGGAACAUGUAGGGAACUUAGAUCAUCGAUCCGAACAAAUAAUAUUUAACAAACUUGGAAUCAUAAAAGAAGCCUUGGGAGAAAUCGUGUUAGCGACAGAAUUAGCAAAAAAUGGAAUUGUCAACACAAAUCUUCUUAGCAGGAUUGAAAUCCAAAAAAUACUGAAGGAGAUCGAUACACUACCCUACGUCAACGAAAUUGAGGCAAUAGAAUACGCAAAACCACAGGUAGUAACCAAUGGACGAGAAAUUCUCUACAUAUUAUCAAUACCGAAGACAGGCAACCAGUACUAUGACCACAUUAUAGCGAGAUCAACAAUCCGAAACUCCCAACAAGUCUACCUCGAAUAUCAGGAACUUCUCGUGAAAGAUGACGUAUAUGGCAUAUCGACAAAAUGCGAGAAUUUAAGAAACAUCACCAUAUGCGAAAGAA